UCCUCAGUUCUCUAGUCCUAUUAUCUUUUGUCGCAUAAAUUUUCUUUUAAUCGAUUUUCAGUUACAGAGAGGUAGUUGGAAGAUGGGGAUAAUAAAGAGCACAUUCUCUUUAAUGACGGGAACUGUGUUGGGAGUCUAUAUUGCCCAGAACUACAAUGUUCCCAACAUUAAGAAGCUCGCCGACACCGGGCUCUUGUUCAUGAAGCACAUCGAAGAAAACUAUCGGAAACCCAAGAAGAGAGACGACGAUGAUGUUUAGCUGCCGUGGAUUUCCCAGGUUUCUUCGUCUUCUUCUUCAUUCACUUACGAUUAUGCGGAUUUAAUCUUGAUUUUUUCUUUUUGGGUACUCCAGAAAGAGGGA
This is a messenger RNA of Telopea speciosissima, 361 nucleotides long. RefSeq lists its product as uncharacterized. Lineage: Eukaryota; Viridiplantae; Streptophyta; Magnoliopsida; Proteales; Proteaceae. The transcript has a single exon. The coding region runs from base 83 to 259 and encodes 58 amino acids. The record is from RefSeq and is a predicted model, not a curated record.